GAGGGCAGCUCCAUGAGGGCAGCUCCGCGAGGGCAGCUCCGCGAGGGCAGCUCCGUGAGGGCUCUCCCGUGAGGCUCCCCCGGCCGCGGGGGGAUGCUGCAGCCGGCGCUGCCGCCUGGGCUCGCCCGCGUUCGGUGCCGGCCCGGCCCGGUUCGGUUCGGUUCCAGCGCUGCCCCCGGGCCGUGCCAGGCCUGUGCCAGGGGGUUCCUGCUGCGGCGGCGGCUGCGGAGCGUGCGGGCGGAGUUCGAGGCCGUGGUGCUGGAGAUCGAGGGCGACCUGCGGCAGCUGCGCUGGAGCGGCCGCGUCCUGCAGAGACCGCGCUUCGGCGCCGAGGACGGCCCCGGGCCGGCCCCGGUGGGAUUCGGCGCUCCCGGUGCAGCCCGGCCCCGGGGCAGUGCCCAGCCCUCUCCAGGGAAACCCUUGGAUCCAGGGGAGACUGCAGAGAACAAAACCAUUCCCAGAAAAACCCGGCAGGAGCCGGAUCCUCGUGGAGCAGAGCGGGCUGGGAACUGUGGGAGCAUUCCCAACUCAGCCCCCCUGCCCUGGGGGACAGCCCCAAACCCCAAAAACCCCCAAAACCCCCCGGAUUUGAGGCGUGGUGCUGCAGAGAACAAAACCAUUCCCAGAAAAACGCGUGAAGAGCCGGAUCCUCGUGGAGCAGAGCGGGCUGGGAACAUCCCCAACUCAGCCCCCCUGCCCUGGGGAACAACCCCAAACCCCAAAAACCCCCAAAACCCCCCGGAUUUGGGGCGUGGUGCUGCACAGAGCCCCGAGGAGGAGGAGGAGGAGGAGGGAGGAGCCCUGGGGUGGGCCAGCGACAGCAGCGAGCUGGGAGCCAGCCCAGAAAUCCCAGAGGAGCUGCAGGGCCUGCCCCGCUGGGAGCUGCAAUCCCACAGGGAACAUCUCCUGCUGGAGCUGCUGUGGAUCCAACAGGCCAUCAGCAGCAGGAAACACUUCCUGCUGCUGAAGCAGAAGCUGGGCGUUCCCACCCCCCCAGCAGCAUUCCCGAGGGAGAAGCCCUGGAGCUGCAGCAGCCCUGAGGGGACAGGAGCAGCUCGGGGGAUGUUUCACCCCAGAAAAAUGGAAGAAAAUCCUUUUGUGGAUAUUUGGUGUGAGCAGGACUGAGCAGCAUCAGCCGUGGGAGGGGUCCCGGCUCGGGGUGGGCUGGAUUGUCACCCCCAGCUGGUGCUUUGGGGCUGCUGCAGGAAGGAGCUGCUCCCUCGAGCUCUGGGGAUUCCAGGGAAUCUCUCUUGGGGUGGCUCUGCAGUGGCCAGGCUGUCCCAGUGGAUUUUUGGGAGUGUUGAGUGGGGAGGAGUCCCUGGCUGGGCUGUGGGGAGGGAGGCCCAGUGCCCUGAUCCUUGGGAUGAGGCUCAUUCCUGCCUCUGGGAAUUCUCUCCUGGGGAGAGGCAGGAAAGGACCUGGUGCUUUGUCAGUUCCUUCAGCUCAGGGACACCCCAGGUCCCUCAGUCAGGGACUGUCCCCGUGGUGCUGUGGCUCCCUGCCCUGACCCUACUGCAGAUGUGGAUUUUUCUGCUCUGGAAAUUCUUUUUAUUUUUGGAAAUAAAAAACUUUUCCUGAUGCUGAA
This is a messenger RNA of Onychostruthus taczanowskii (white-rumped snowfinch), 1585 nucleotides long. It is a transcript of the gene IQCC, whose product is annotated as IQ motif containing C. Lineage: Eukaryota; Metazoa; Chordata; Aves; Passeriformes; Passeridae. The record is from RefSeq and is a predicted model, not a curated record. Gene Ontology annotation, molecular function: protein binding. The coding region runs from base 94 to 1125 and encodes 343 amino acids. The transcript has 5 exons.